AGUUGUUACGUUAGGGAAAGCUUUCCCUGGAGCAAGGAUGAAAGCUGCUAUGCUUAAGUUCACUUUGUGCUAUUCCUUGGCUCUCAACAGCCAAGAUCCCUUUCCAUCCAGCUGCAACACUUACAAAAACACCUACAUUGCUUUUUUCAUGUAACCCACCACCACAUACCAACAAACGCCUUUCGCCUCCAGGUAUUCCAGUCUCUUUUUAGCCCUUUCUCAGAAAAAAGCAUGGCAGAGAAUGCUAGAAGCACAGGAUUCUGCAGAGACUGUUGCCAGGAGGAAGAAGCUUUAGUAACUGUCACACUCAUUAUAUUGUGGAUGAAGAGAGAAGAUGGCCAGACUCAAUGACAAACAACCUCAAUACUGUUAGAAGGGAGAAAGACACAAGGAAUGACCACAUUUCUGAGACCAGAGUGAGAAACACGAUGAUCUCCCGUUCAACAGGGGUUACCCCUUAAGUGCUUGCUACUACCAGCAGCACCAAAUUACAAGCAUCUUCACAAGGAACCGAAGACCACUGCUUCUGGAAGUUCACCAUGAUACUUCCCACCACUCUAAGGAUACAGGUUCACCCUAGUCCAAGAAUCAAACCCUACCAAAAAAGAUGAAAAGAAGGGAAGGGAGAUGUGAGUCCUGCCUGGACCAACACAGAUUAAGGAAAGCAUCUAGGAGAAGAAACCCAAAGAGAAGAUUCUUGGAGUUCAUCAUCCAAUGUGAUCUCAUUACACUCAGCCCUGUCCUUCAACACACUCACAAUGGAGCCCUUUGAUCUCUUCCUUGGGUCAUGGACUGAUGAUGAUGGCUCAUAAACCAGAUCAACUGAUACAGUUUCUCACCCAAAUUCCCUCCUCCCAUGUGGUCCUCUCCUUCCUGCCCAAGGCUACUGACUGUAUGUACAGUGUAUGCUGAAAGCACACUCACUCCUGGAAGGUGACACCUCAUAGAAACCAUAGACACAGCUUCAUAGAUGAACGUUAUUAGAAGCUCUGCCAAUACCCUGGAAUAAACCUCCAGAAAGGGGGAUUUUCUGCCAAGAUUGCCUUCUUUCUCUAGCUGACACCUCAACCUCCAUGGCUACUGUUGGUCUCCUGGCAUCCUCUCCAACCAAUCCCAUCUGUUAGCUCAGAACCCGACCUUCACAUUGGCUGCUGCUCGUUUAUGACAUCAUUCUCCCUCCAACCCAACCUACCAACCCUGGUAGGUUCUUGGGGUUGCCAUGGCAAUGCCUGUAAACAAAUUUGGAUCAUCACAGGUCACCUGUGACCAGUGACCAGUAAGUGCUGUCUGAUACCGGACACACUUGCGACUCAGGUCAGCUGAUCAGACAAGGACAACCAAUUCUCUUGCUCCAUUGUACUGUGGAUUGCUGAUACUCUCCCUCUGAACAUGGCGGAAAAUUACCAAAGUGCACCUUUCUUUGGGACAGAAUGUGCCUUGCAGCCUUCUGCACCUGUGCUGAGGAAUGCCACGCCCUUAGCAGGAAGUGUGUGCAACUUCUCCAGGGUCUCCACCCCAGCUCUGAGUUCAGCAUGGCUCCUGCCAUCAGACUCCAGCACUUGUUGCCAGCAGCUCAUGGACAGUGCCUACCCCUACUUACCAGCUGGCACAACCAUGGUGACUGCACUGACUGACCAGGGCCAGAGCUCUGCCUCAGCACUCUCCUAUUUAGGUGUUCUCCAGUGGGAUCCCACGGGAGGCACUGACAGGAGGGGAGCUGCACUCCAGGACUUCACUGUAACUGUCAUUGACCAGAAUACCACAUUCUCCUCCUUGUCUAUGACAGCCCAGGGUGACAAUAUUUUAGAUCCCAAUUCCUUAGUCCUCUCGUAUCCAAUACUAUCUGCCAGCCUUGUUCAGGCCACACCACCACAGGUGUCAAAUCAAGGAUACAGCCUGGCACCUUCCUACCAGGAGGGCAGCCAGGUCUAUUACAAUGACGUCAACAGCCUGGGCCCUCUGAUGGCUGGAGAACUCAGGCAGUGCCUGCAGGCCUGUGGCUCUGUGUCCUACUCUGGGGGUCAGGCCUCUGCCCUGCAACCUGGGAUGGUGGUGAUGCCAAAGGAGAUUCAGCCAAUGAAUGUCCAAACACCCUUCACCACCUCUGCCAUCUACUAUCCCACACCUGCUCAAGACAUGCCAGACACCAGUCUUCAAGUGGUGAAAAUGGAGACAACCCUGGGAUUGACAGCUUCAGGCCAGACACUCUGUCUGCUGCAGAGUCCAGACCUCUGCAAUGCCUGCACCCAGGAUGUCCAGAAGACACCACCUGUCCAUGGGGACUGGUCAUUAACUGCCCCCAUUGACAGUUUUUUGGAAUUCCUGCCCUUGCCUCCUGCUCUGAGCUUGGAACAAACAGAGAAUAAUGACUUGGAUUUGAUGACAGCUGAUCUGUCAACUCCUCUGUAUGCCUAUGAGGGCAUAAAAGAAAGCCAAGAUCCAUCACUUCUCCCUUUAGCACAUGCCAACAUGCAGCAGGCCCUGAACUCCACUGAUUCAGGGAACCUAAAACAGAAGCUUUCUCCUGACAAUGCCACCUUGGGAAGCAGCAGCCUUGGUCAGGAUGAACCUGGGGUGCUGCAGAGUGUGAUGGGCUCCAGCAUGGACUUUGCAGACAUGACUACACUGGUGGCAGAUAUUCACCUUCCCCGACUCUUCAACUCAAUCACUGAAAUGAACCAAUUCCAAGAUCCCACAGCAACCCAAUCCAAAGACACCAGGAGGGAUCAGGCCCAGGAAAGCUCCAGCAUAAUCAGUGUAUCUGUGAACCAAGUGAGAAAAAAUAGCCAGAAAUCCUCUGAGAUGCUUGAUGGGUCUCCUCAGGCCAGAAUCCAGCUCCAGGGCCUGGUGGAGGAAGAAGAGGCUGUGGGCAGUGCUGGGUCCAGUGAAGGGGCUAUUGACAACAUGCCUAAGCACUUGGAGGGCAAAGCUCAGAAAACCACACCUAACAUGCCCAGCAGAGCUAGGGCUCAGGGGCAAGACAAGACAAAGAGAACCAGAGAAAACAACUCCAAGAAAACAGAGGAGCUGAAGCAGUCAAGAAACAUAGUCAAGGCAGAAGAAAACACAACCAUGCCAAAGAACAAGAGGAAGAGGAAUCCUCCGGAGCUCAGCCACAACAGCUUUAAAAAGCCUCGAACUCAUCUCGGCAUGCACAUGCUAGAAUCCGUGCAAGUCUUUCACCCGCUGGGGAAGAAGAGUGAGAAGAAAACUGGCAUCUCCUCCUCCCAGGCUCGGCUAAACCUCAGCAAAAACAAAGAUCCCAGGACAGGCCCAGCCACCACAUCCCUUCUUGAUGUGCCAAGUGAUGGCCGGGGCCCUGGUAAAACCCCGAGCAAUGCUCAGAGACCAGAGAGCAAUGCUCACAGGGAGUGUCCAUCUCCAUCCCAGUAUGAGCUGCCCCCACCUGGGAAGGUCAAGUUAGUACCUCUGCCUUUUCCAGCCCUGGACAAGCCACAAGCCAGACUGGUUUCUAGAAAGCCUCUCUCCCUGGCUUCACACAGGCCCCCUGCAGUAUACCCUGCGAGGCCUCAUUCCCACUCGGCUCAGCCUACCACACUCAAGCCAUCUAAACCAGCUCCUGCCAGCACUUCUUUGAUGGCCUCUGACAAGCCAGCUCUGCCUAUUGCUACCAGGGACACACGAGCUAACAUAACCAACCCCAUCCAGUCUUGCCCUGGGCCUCAGCCAGCUGUCUGUAGGCCAUUAUCCUACAGGGCAUCAUCUCACCCUUCACUACAGAGGGAGCUUGACUCUUCUAACAAGAACAAGGCCCCAUCAACCCCCAAACCUCAAAUCCAAUAUCUACUACAAGACUUCAGCCACCAACCUAUUCCAUGGAGGAAAGUCCACAUUCCAGGGCCAGUCAUCUCACAGCCCAUCACAGAAGAGCAGAGACCAGAGAGGGAGGCCAUGAAGAGGCAGGCUCAACGGGAGAGAGAGAAUGCUGCCAAGUUCACCUCUCUGGGAAAACCACAGCUCUUCCUUCAGAAGCAGAAGGAUAUGGAAAUUUCUACAUAUUUUGGCUAUGUCAUGUAAGGGCUACCCUAGACUUUGGAACACAGUACUAUUCAACACAGAUAAGGUAAUAGAGACACAUAUACAUGAAUACAUUGGAUUUAAAGACUUGGACGAAUGUGUAAAUAUGUACGUAUAUAUUGAGCUAAUGUGACUAAUAAGUACAUCACAGGAUUUAUAGAAAAAUGGUCAGACAUAGUUUCUAUACUUGUAAAUAUCUGAAGACACUAAAAGUGACUGGAGAAAUUAAAGUCAGUUAUAUUUUAUCCAUGAGUAAGUAUAUAUAGAGGGUUUUGCUUGUUUCUUUGUACCUUUGCUGUUAUUCACGUAUGUUGUCGAUAUAGUAAUAUAUGUUACAUAAAUACAUCAUAUGAUAUAAGUCCCCUGGUAGUGUUAUUUAAGGUAAAAGUAAUUAGCCAAAACUUGUAGUGGUAAUAAAAUUAUUCUUCUUGACUUUUAUUUUUAAAUAAAAUAAAAGUCUUUGAACUUGGUAUGUUUCCUAUAGUGUAUACGGUUAUAGUUAACACACUCCUGUUCUCACCACACUUCCUCCCAUUUUGAAACUCUCACCCCAGCCCUUUAAUUAUUACUAGUCUGAGACAGAGCUCCUCCUGAAGUUUCAUGAAAUGAAAUACAGGAUUCCAUGUGCACAACAUCAAGCACCCACCAUAAAGAGAAAAUACACAAGGUUAACCAAUUUCCUGAGUAGGGUCUCAUUUGAUUACUGUUUGUCUCAAGUUUUAUCCAUCUUUGAAAUCACCCACUAAUACUUUAUUUUGUGUUUGUGUGUUUGUUUGUCGUCCACCUGAAUUCCUGUGGAACACAUGUGUGGAGUGCCCACAGAGGCCAGAAGAGGCCAUCGGAUCUCUGAGGUCUAUAACCAAUAGAGACUGAAAGCCUCCAGGAGGUGUUCUGGAGUAAGCCUGGGGAUACUUCCAGAAAAGCAAGUGUUCUUAUCUACUUAACCAUCUCAUGAGCCUCAUUUGAACCCACAUGACUGCAAACAACAUGACUUCAUUUUCCCUCUGGCUGAAAUGACUUCACGUUCUACAAACAUCCCAUUUUCUUCACCCAUGGCAAUGCUGUUGGACACCGUGCUUGGUUUCCUAAUAUUCUUGAAAAGGUUCUGCAGUCAACGCUGAUGGGCAAUUUCUUGAGACAGGUUCUCUCUCCAUGACCCUGCAUGUUCAGGAACUAACUAUGUUGAUCAGGCUAGCCUUGAACUCACAAACUUCAGCCUGCCUCUACCUGAUACUAUCUCUGACUCUGCCUAUGACUCUGUGACUGCCUCUGCAAUUGCCAUGGUACUGAUCCUGCCUCAAGAGUGUUGAGACUAAAGGAAUGCUCCCACAAACUAAAUGGAAUCAAGUUUCUUUCUAUCUAUGUGGAUAUCCAGGUUUCCCAGCAUGUGAUCAAGAGGCCAUGUGUAAGCAAAGUGGUGGAAAGGGAGACUUCCCUGGGAAUCACACAACAAGCCAGAGACUCCCUCAGCUGCAGAACAGAAAGAACUCUGCUACUCCUACACCCUGGAUUACCAGAUGAGGACACCACCUGUUGAUGGGGACAAUACAUUACCUACCCCAACUACAAUCUUCAGAAUUUCUCGAAUUGCUUCAAGCUCCAUGACUGGAACAAACAGAGAAUGACAACCUGCACGAGAUGGCAGCAAAUCUUUCAAUGCCUCUGGGAUGCCUAUGAGUGCAUGAAAGAAAACCAAGACCCAUCUCUCCUCCCUUUAGCACACCCCGACAUGAAGCAUCCCUUGCACUUCACUCAUGCUGGGAGCCUAGGGCAGAAGCUUGCUUCUAACAAUGCCACAUUGGAGGCAGCCGUCUUGGUCAGGAUGAGCCUGGGACAUGCACAGUGUGUUGGCCUCCAGCAUAGACUUGCAGACAUGACUACACUGGUGGCAGAAGUUCACCUUCCCAACUGCUCAACUCCCUCUCUGAACUAAACCAAUUCCAGGUUCCCACAGCCACCCAAUGCAAAGGCUCCAUAGUCAUCAGGAGCGAUCAGACCCAGUAAAGAUAAAGUGUUUUCAGCACACCCUUAAACCAGCUGAGGAAGAAGGAAGAACAAAUCCCUAAUCUGCUUGAUGGAGAUUCUCUGGCCAGAAUCUAGUCUCAGGACCUGGUCAAGGGACAGAGCCUUGGAACAGUGCUGUGCCUAGAGAAGGUGAUAUUGACAACAUCACCCAGCAUAUAGAGGGCAAAGUUCAGAAAGCCACACUCUGCAGGCACAGCAGACCUGUGAAUCAUAAAAGACAAGACCAAGAGUAUUAGAGAUAUCAACUCCAAGAAAGCUGAAAGAGUUGAUGCUAUUAAGUCACAGAGUCAAGACAGAAGACAAUCCCACUGUCCUCAACAACAAGAGGAAGUUCAGUCAACCUGAGCUCAGCAAUGAUGGGUUUAAAAAGCCUCAAAACCACCUCAGCAUGCACAUGCUGGUGUCUGUGAAGGUCUGUCACUCACUGUGGAAGAAGGGAGAGAAGAAAACUGGCCAUCUCCUGAACCUUCAACUCUUUGUGCUACUCUGUGCUCUAAUAGUAACAGAGUUUAUUACACUUUGGUCUCUGGGGCAUUUGCCAUUAUCUUUUUCCAAGAUUACAUAUAGCAAGCAGAAUUCAUUUAUUUAUUAAGUCACUUUGAGUUUAUUAAACUGGGACCCACUCCAUAGUCCAGCAUCUCCUAGGACUGACUACAUCGAACAAGCAAUCAUUGAACUCACCAAGAUCUGCCUGCCUCCCCCUCUGCCUCAACCACCAUCUCAGCCUCUGCCUCCCCCACUGCCUCCACAUCUGCACACUCCUCAGCCACUGCCUCAAGAUUGUUGACAUGAAAGGAAUUCUCCAACAAGCAAGGUGGAAUCAAGGUUCUUUCUGUAAGGUGCAUAACCAUGUUUCAGUGCAUGAUUUGAUGAAGAGGCCAAGUGUACUCCAGGUUACAUUUUUGGUACAUACCUAAAAUCCAAAGAGACAAAAGCACAUGUUUUUAGAGUGCAACUUCACUCAGAAUCAUUUGUUUUUCUGACAAUCUGCCAUGUUUCAGUUGUAGGCUGCACUUGCAACAAAGCCUGUGAAGCACAAACCUCAUAUGAGGUAUGCUCAUGCAAUCCUGUGUAUUUUCUUUCUUUUGUAGUAAAGUUAUGAUUACUUUCCUACUUCUAGGAAGUGGAGCAUCUCAGGAAUUGUAUUCAUCCUCUCCAUAGAGUUUCUUGAUGCAUCUUUCUUCACAAUAUCUAACCCCCAACUACUGUGUAUGCCCCAAAUUGUUCAUUCUAACAAGGGCUAUGUCCAGUCUAACUCACCUAGAAAAUGUUAACAAACCAGCAUGAAAAGAUCCAACUUCCUGAAUGCAAUGAUCCUCACAGGGACAAAUUUGAGUACAGCAGAACGAUGGAAAGCAAUGGCUUAGGGAGGCCUCUGGUUUUAUCACUCCCUGUGUGUGGCUCAAUGACAGAUUUGCACACUGCCAUGAGACUACUGUCUUCAUCUCACACCUUAGGAGCAGCAGAAACACAUUUGGAUGGAUAUCUUCUAAACUUGAUAUUAUUAUUUUAAGCUUUAUGUAUUCAAACUAAGGGUCUUGUAAAAUAAUCCUUAUUUAAGAAGUUCAGGAAGCAUUUUUCAUAUUAAAGCAAUUCACACAA
Molecule: messenger RNA, 7665 nt
Organism: Peromyscus eremicus (cactus mouse)
Lineage: Eukaryota; Metazoa; Chordata; Mammalia; Rodentia; Cricetidae
Exons: 5
Coding region: 1390-4038 (882 amino acids)
Source: RefSeq, a predicted model, not a curated record